Anastrepha ludens (Mexican fruit fly) is the source of this 628-nucleotide messenger RNA. RefSeq lists its product as uncharacterized. NCBI's taxonomy places the organism in Eukaryota, Metazoa, Arthropoda, Insecta, Diptera, Tephritidae. The transcript is spliced from 2 exons. Bases 85 to 522 code for a protein of 145 amino acids. The record is from RefSeq and is a predicted model, not a curated record.
ACUCCAAAAUUAUUUUUUAAAUUGUCAUACAUACAUAAAUUACAUACCCCGAAAAAUUUUAUUUAUAUACCGCUAUUUGCAAAAAUGGGCGAAGUCAGUGAGCUAAAUAAUGAAUUCGAUUGCUUGCUGGAGAAACUGGAAUGUAUUCAUCAACAUUUGAAUUUCCGCGAAAAGUCCAUUGUUACCGAAUGGAUAAAAAAGCUAAAGAAGUCGAAUGAAACUUUGGACGAACUGAAACUGCGUUUAGAUUUUAUUGAAUAUUUUAUCAACUGCUGGAAAUGUGGCAUCUUUAGCUCGGAGCCCUUCAAUAAAGUGCCACAGCCGAACACCCCGUUGCACAAGUUGCGAUAUAUGUUGCCACCCGACCACAAAAUUCGCAGUGUUGAUGCAACUUCAGACGAACAACGCAGACUUUAUAUUGAAGAAAUGUUUGAAAGUAUGCCGGACAGGGGCGCCUUUCUCUCCGAUCAACCGGUGCCUCUGGAUGGAACAUUCUUUUUGGUGUUGAUAAAUCAAAAAUAAAUUUUGCACAAACACUAAUUUUAUUUUAUUUCAAAGUAUGUAUACAUAAAUUUAAUUUUAGUCAAAAUGUACAAUACAUAUGUAUGUAAAAUUUAAAAUUGCAACU